AAGCGAAAAGACGCCUGCGACCAAACACAAAACCACGGAGGACACAACAGCCGCAAUCCAUUCUUUUCUGCUUCCGGCCACAGACAACAAAACCAACAACCAUGAGCAACAUCCGAGGACUCUACGACGACAAGAACGACGAGUCGUCCGACGACGAGAACAACCGAUACGUGGGCGGCAUCGGAGCCCGGGGAGGCGGGAGGUGGGUCUGCUGGUUUGUUUGUUUGGCUGCCUUGGCUGGUGGCAUGUGUUGCAUGUAUUGCGUUGCGUUGCUUUGCUUCUUUGUCUUCUCCUUGUCGCUGCAGCCGCGUUUUUGCUAUGCCAAUAGCUUGUGUUGCGGGGUCUCGAUUGCCAUUGCGGAGACUCGAGAAUGGAUUCGAUUUGAUUUGAUUCCAUUCGAUUCGAUCCCAUUCCAGUCCGUUGCGUUCCGUGUUUUCGAUGCACGCUGCCUCCCUCGAAUCGAUGGAGGAAAGAAAGACACGGCAAAGGGAGGAUGUGUGGUUUCGGUGGCCGAUGGGGACGUCCAGCGACGAGACAAGAAAGAGACGAGGACAUUGUUGGGCGGCAAUCCCGCGGUUCAUCCUUUGCUGCUUGGCUUGCCGUAGGCUUCCUUUUCCGAGACUGACCGCAACCGCUUCUCUUUUGUGUUCUGUUUGCUUGGAAUCCUUUGCUCCGACCUGGGGUGUCGGUUCUGCGUCUGGCCCCUUGCAUCGCAUGCAUGCAUGCAUGCAUGUAUGCACCCCCUUUCGGCGUUUCUUGCUUGAUGGUGCAACACGUGCAUCCUUGUUGCCUGCCCUCUUCCAGCGGACUCGCCGUCGAGCCCAACACGGCCGACGCCAACCCCAACGCGAACGGACCCCCUUCCACCAGCGACUCGAUCUUCGACCUGGCCGAGGCCGCCGGGAGCGCUUCCGGCGGGGGAGACGGGGAGGUCCGGCGGACCAUCACCAUGUACCGGGACGGCUUUGUGGUGGACGACGGGCCCUACCGGAGGCUGGACGACCCGGCCAACAAGGAAUUCCUCAAGUCCCUGGCCCGGGGGCAGACCCCCUCGGAGCUCACCGGAGACAGCAGCAGCGGGAACAUCACCGUCGGCCUGAUCGACAAGCGGGGGGAGGAUUACGUCGAGGCCUUUCGCUCCUUCAGCGGGGCCGGCCAGAGCCUCGGGGCCGGGAGCGGCGCGAGCGCUGGUGCGAGUUCCUCCGGGGUCUUUGACCCGGGGGCCCUCGGGGAGGCCCCCCCUCCCCCCCCUUCCGGCGCUUCCACCACGGCGAUCGCCGUCCGCGGCCUCGACGGGAGGCGCAAGGUCGUCCGCCUCUCCAGGACCGCGACGGUCGCCGAGCUGGCGGCGAGCCUCGACCCGCGCCCGCAACAGGCCUUCCGGAUGGUGGCGGGCUUUCCCCCCAAACCCCUGGUGGAGGAGGGGGCGACCCUCGAGGAGGCGGGCCUCGUCGGGGCGCAGGUGCAGCUGCAAAAGGCGUAGGAGUACGCGGAGGCGUGCGCGGAUGCGGAGGCGAUCCCCCCUUGCGCCGGUUUGUGGGCCAAGGCCUUUCGUCCCAAAGGAAUGAUCCAAGAUUGCGAAUGACAGUAGUAAUUAUUUUUCGCGGCACCCGUCGUAAUCUAGAACGU
Molecule: messenger RNA, 1629 nt
Organism: Pseudo-nitzschia multistriata
Lineage: Eukaryota; Bacillariophyta; Bacillariophyceae; Bacillariales; Bacillariaceae
Source: the annotation of a GenBank genome assembly